AUGGAAGAUCCUGUUCUACUGCCGAAACUCCAGGAGCCUCCUUUGGCCUUCGUGGAUAACUCGUCGGACGGAAUUACUACUUCGGCUUCACUGCCGGAGUCGGACCCGGUGUCUGAGGUCUCAUCCUCUCGUCCUCCAACUGACCGCGGCUCCGUGGGACAACCUGAUCUUGACCUGUUGUCCUCGGCGUCGAAUCCCAAGAAUGCGGGCGACGUGUUGCUGUUGCGUGACAACGAACAAGACUCAUUCUCUGAUGUCGAGUCGGUUGUCAGCGAAAGCGAGGACGAAAUUGAAGCGACUAAGGUGGGUGUCUUAUAAUUUUGACUUUAGUUUUCGAAUUGGUUUUUUAAACUUUUGAGAAGUUAAUUUUAGUAGUUUUAGGCUAAGCUUUCUAUGCUUAAAAUCGGCCAAACUAUGGCCGACGAUCCUCAACAAUACACUCAAGUCGUAGUCUCUCGUCCAGCCGUCGGUCAACGCGGCCGAACCAUUCCCUUACGUGCCAACUUUUUCGAGAUCCGUAUUGCCCAGAACGGUCUCCCAAUUCACCAAUACCACGCUGAAAUUCACCACCCUGGCAUGAGAACUUUGGACCGGUAAGUGGUUUGAGGGCAACCGACCGGUUGAAAAGAGAAAGGAAUUCUGAAUUAUGGUAAAAAUUUAAAAAUGUUAUUUUUAGUGACGAAUCACGCUUGAUUUUCUGGAAGAUUGUCGAGGAGGGUCAGCACGUGUUCCGCCAACGCUUCGCUGUCGCCUAUGAUGGCGGUCAUCAGAUGUACACCACGGAGCGUCUGCCAUUUGGUGAGAGUAUCACUUUGGAGGCCCAUGUUUGUUUGGCUCGCGAUUCAUCUCGUGGUACCCAAUGCGGUGUCACUCUUCGUUAUACUGGUUCAAUCUUAUUGGAGGACAUGAGUAAAGUUCGUUCUCAUAGUGAUGGAACCGUGGCCCCGCUACAGGUCUUGGAUAUCGUCGUUCGCCAGGCAUUGACUUGUCCGCUUUAUAGGUCAGUUUUAUAGUUUUAUGCUUAAAAUAAUGUCGUUUUAAAAAUGGUUUUGGGUUUGUUAAAUGGCAAGUACUUUCAUAUUAUGUUUGUAAAGUUUGUCAAAAACUUUGCUUCUAGCAAGUCGAAGCAAUUCUAUUCGUGGAAGAACUCGUGUUACCGUCUCCCAGUUAACGGUCAGCCGGCUCUCAAUCUGGACGGUGGCAAGGAAAUGUGGACUGGGUUCUUCACCUCAGCUACACUGGGUUCGGCGUGGACGCCGCUUCUGAAUGUGGACGUGGCUCACACCGCCUUCUACAAGCCCAGAAUGACGUGCAUCGAGUUUUUGUGUGAGAUCCUCAACGAACGUUCUCACGGUUCGUACGAUCGUGGACCACGUCAAGGAGGUCACAAUGUUGGCAGAGGUGGAGGAGGCCGUCACGAGGGCAUCAGUGGGUUGUCGGUAGGUUUACACAUGUGAAAAAAAAACGAAUUAUUGCAAUUUAAAAUCGAAACGUCAGUCAUUUUUGUUUUAGGCAGAUCGUCUUCACUCGGACGCAUGCCUCUCGACCAAUGAACUCCGUGUCUUUGCCGAAGCAAUGCGCGGCCUGAGAGUCCGUGCCAACUACCAGAAGGGAUCGGACCGUGUUUACCGUGUGAAUGGAGUUCGUGGACCAGCCAAUGUAAUGUCGUUCCCGACUCGUGACGAAGCUGGCAACGAGAUCAUGGUCACUGUAGCCGACUACUUUGCGGCUCGUUAUCGACCACUCCAGUUCCCAUCUCUGCCCUGUCUUCAUGUUGGACCUCCAAUUCGCAACAUUCUGUUGCCGUUGGAAGUCUGCAUCCUGGACACUCCACAAAAGUACACUCGCAAGUUAAGCGAUCGCCAAACUUCGACCAUCAUUCGAGUGAGUUGGGCUGGUUUUGAGUGAAGUUUUGACUUAUUAUGUUUUUGCAAUAGUAUUCUUUCUUUUUAGGCUUCUGCCGUUGAUGCGCAACAACGUGAGAACAACAUUGAGAAAUUGUGCGAGAUGGCCGGCUUCCGCGACGACCCCUUCCUGAAGUCGUUCGGCUUGCAAAUCGAUACCAAGAUGAUCGAGACGGUCGGCCGUGUUCUUCCUCCACCUCAAAUCCUCUACGGCAACCAACGCCAAGACGUGGUAACUCCGAAGGACGGGGUGUGGCCAGUGGAACAUCAACGACUCUACGUGCCGGCCGAGUGUGGAUCGUACUCGAUCUUUGCACUGGUCGAUCCCAAAGAACAGCCGGUUCUGCAAAAGUUCUGCCACUUUUUAGGUCAAAAGGCCCAACAAAUGGGUAUGAACUUCCCGCAAUGGCCAGAGUUUGUGCGUUACGGCCGAAAUGCCAACGACAUUGAGGCCAUGUUCCGUCAGACUGCUCGCGACUGCAGAGAACUGGGCCGUCAAUGUGAUUUGAUCAUCAUUAUGCUCCCAAGCAAGAAUUCUGACUUCUACAGUAAGUUUUACAGUAACUUUGUGAAGAAUGCCGCCUUUAAAGGCUCACAUUUUGUAAAAAUAAAGAUACUUUAUAAAAAAUAUUGUUUUAGUGACGAUCAAGGAGCUGUCUGACAUGCGCUACGGUGUCAUGUCGCAGUGCAUCUUGUUCAAGUCCACUCAGCGUCCAUCUCCAGCUACUUGUGCCAAUUUGGUACUAAAGAUUAACAUGAAAUUGGGAGGAGUCAACUCUCGUUUGGUCGCCGAUCAGAUCACUUCGAAGUACCUGGUUGAUCGACCAGUUCUGGUCUUGGGAAUCGACGUUACUCACCCAACUCAAGCUGAAGAACGCAUUGGAAUGCCAUCGGUCGCAGCGGUCGUCGGCAACCUCGACAUGAUGCCUCAGAGCUACGGAGCCAAUGUUAAGGUAGGCUUGCUUGAGUAUUAUAUAUUUUUAACUCUUGUGAAGUUUUCAAAGUUCUUGACUUCAUGAUUGUUUCUUUCCAGGUUCAGCGUCGUUGUCGUGAGUCGGUUGUCUACGUCACUGAAGCUGUUCGUGAGCGUCUGUUGGCCUUUAUGGCUUCGACCCACCGGCACCCUGAGCGCAUCAUUGUCUACCGUGACGGUGUCUCUGAUGGCCAGUUUGCGGAAGUUUUGCGUGAAGAACUGAAUGGCAUCCGUGCUGCUUGUGGCAUGGUUUCUCAGGACUACAACCCGCCCAUCACCUACAUCGUUGUCCAGAAGCGUCAUCAUGCCCGAAUCUUCUGUCAAAAUCAACGUGACAUGGUCGGUCGUGCCAAGAACGUUCCACCGGGUACCACUGUUGACACUGGCAUUGUGUCUGCCGACGGCUUUGACUUCUAUCUAUGCUCACACUUUGGAAUUCAAGGCACUUCGCGCCCGGCUCGUUAUCACGUUUUGUGGGAUGACAACGGCUUCAACGCCGACGAACUCCAGGCCAUGACCUACCAUCUGUGCUACACUUAUGGUCGUUGUGCUCGCUCUGUCUCUAUUCCAGCACCAGUUUACUAUGCGGAUUUGGUCGCCAACCGUGCUCGUUGCCAUUUGAAGAGACACAUGUGAGUUUGACUCUUUUUGAUUCAUGGUAUUUUGAAUUGUCACCUCUGAAUUUUAUGAAAGUCAUUAUUUUUUGAAUUUCAGUGCCGACCUCCGUGUCGAUGGCAAUGGUCCAUCUGGAGCCAACAAGAUGAACCACAAUAGUCGCCAGACUGAGACGAACAAUGACCAAAUCAUGCAGAACUUCGUGGCCGUGACCGAGAACUUCAAGCAACGCAUGUACUUCGUCUAA
Bursaphelenchus okinawaensis is the source of this 3739-nucleotide messenger RNA. The record is from the annotation of a GenBank genome assembly. NCBI's taxonomy places the organism in Eukaryota, Metazoa, Nematoda, Chromadorea, Rhabditida, Aphelenchoididae.